This is a messenger RNA of Helobdella robusta, 1503 nucleotides long. RefSeq lists its product as hypothetical. The transcript has 9 exons. Gene Ontology annotation, biological process: regulation of ARF protein signal transduction; actin cytoskeleton organization. Lineage: Eukaryota; Metazoa; Annelida; Clitellata; Rhynchobdellida; Glossiphoniidae. The record is from RefSeq and is a predicted model, not a curated record. The coding region runs from base 1 to 1503 and encodes 500 amino acids. Gene Ontology annotation, molecular function: protein binding; guanyl-nucleotide exchange factor activity.
AUGGCUGCUAAAUAUAAUCUGUCAAGUUUUUUUGUUGAUCACUGGAUAAAAAUGUUGGAAAAUGAAUACGGUGGGAGGAAUAAAUCUCAAAAUGCAGCCAAGAUUAUUCAAUCUACAUUUCGCAAAUACAUGCUUCAAAAAAAAUUUGUUAAACUUUGUGAAAUGAUAAAAAAAGAACCGCACUUUUCUUUCUUACCAGGAAAAAAUAUAGUCUUUUCUGAACAGUCUGAAGAUGAAGAAUUUUCAAAAUUUGAUUUGUUCAAUAAUGAUCUUAUUUUACACUCUCUUGUUCAAGAUUAUUUAGUUAAUGAAAAAAUAAAAUUAGAUCAAAUCAAUUCCAGGGAAAUUAAUAAUUUACCCGAAAAUUUUUAUGAUGUAAUCAUGUCUUACAAAAAUAUAGAGCGUAAACCAAAUUCUGAAUCUUCAGUAAGUCAUGAAACUCUUCAAAAUGAUGAAUCACAAAUUGUUGAAGACGUGAUCAAGCCAGAGUAUGUUGAUUCUCUUCAAAAAACUUCUUCGACCUCUCCGCUAUUCUUUUAUAAUUCUUUAAUUGAAGAUUCAUUUGUAAAUUCUCGAAAAAUGUUAUACAAGGUCGGAUUAAAUCUCUUCAAUAAAAAUCCGGAAAAAGGUAUUAAGUUUUUGAUAGAAAAUGGCUUUAUUGCUCAGAAACCUAGUGCAAUAGCUAAAUUUUUUCAAACGAGAAGUGGAAUUUCGAAACAGAUGAUUGGUGAAUAUUUGGGAGAUAUUAACAAAUCUUUCAACAACCAAGAUAAGAAGAACCUGAAGCAUUUUGUUGAAGGUGAAGCACAAAAAAUUGAAAAGCUUGUUGAGGUUUUUUCCUUUCAUUAUUGCAAAAGUAACGUUUGUCUGGUCAGCCAGUUCAAGAGUGCGGAUACGGUAUUUUUACUCGCAUUUGCCAUCAUAAUGCUCAACACCGAUUUACAUAAUCCAAAUAUCAAGCCAAAGAAAAAAAUGAAAAUGGAGGAAUUUGUAAAAAAUCUUGAAGGUGUUGAUGGUGGAAAUAAUAUUGACAGGAAUUUCUUAACCCACUUGUACGAAAAUAUUUUAAAUGAACAACUAAUACCUGCCGCCGAUCACACUUCACUUGUCCUGAAAAUUGAGAAACUCAUAGUCGAUAAAAAACCAGUAGAUUAUAAGUAUGGUGUAAUGCUGAAACCACGAAUUUGUGACUAUCCGAAUAUAAGUUUUAAUGCCAGGAACAAUAGUGACCAAAUGAAUUUGAUUGAAGAUCUGAGGGAAGUCAUUGGCGAGAGUAACAAAAUGGAAUCGAUAAGAAUAGACGAAGAGUUGGAGAAACAACGGCUGAGAAGAAUGAACAAGGAAUUUGUAUGUGAAGAAGACCUACUAAAUACUGUAAAAUGUGAAAAUACAAAGAAUCUUGGAUCGUUUAGACUUUCUGACAUUGAAAAUUUUAAAAUUCGAAAGCAUGUGUCUCAUUCCCUUGCAGAUAUUUACAACAAACCAAAAGAACCAUUUGAAUAA